GUAAAUAUAGUUAUUGACGAGAAGUCAAUUUAAUUUCACCCCAAAGAAUAAAGAACAAAAAAAAUCAAUUCAAUUCACUUUCUUUCCAAUUUCCUUCUCUACAUCCUCCCCAUCUUCUGAAACAAGCUUGAGGUCUAUCAGCCGGAACCGAUUGAACCGGCAACGGUUCAGGAAUCUAAGUAACAAAAAUCUGUUCGCCGGAGAAGAGAGGGCUUCUCCGAUUUCGCCCUCUCAAUCUCCGAUAAAAAAACCCCUAGAAAUCUCAUACCAAAAUCAUAUGCAGAUUGCUAUUCAUAUGGUUCAAAUCUUUCCAAUUUUUGAUGCGCCGAUCCAAUGCCCGCAAAAAAAUAAAGACUACUAACGGAAGUCAAACAAUGGAAUCGGUCAAAUUCCAAGCCCGACCCAGCAGAUCUUCGCAUCGGAGCCCUAAUCGAAACAAUUCCAAAUCAAACCUCAUUUAUUACACUUCAAUAGCAUUCGUUAUCGCUUUCGUAUGUUACGUUUUUGUGUUUUCGAGUAAAAUUAGGUUUUCUGUGAAGAAAAAAUACGGGAUCGUGAUUGAUGGGGGAAGUACGGGUACGAGGAUACAUGUGUUUGAGUACGAGUUUAGGGAUGGGGUGGGACCAGUGUUUGAUUUUGGGGAAAAGGGUUUGGUUUCGAUGAGGGUGAAUCCGGGAUUAUCAGCAUAUGCGGAGGAACCGGAGAUGGCGAGUGAAUCAGUGGCGGAGUUAGUGGAGUUUGGGAAGAAAAUUGUGCCGAAGGAAUAUUGGAGUGAAACGGAGAUUAGGUUGAUGGCUACUGCUGGAAUGAGGUUGUUGGAUUUGGAUGUACAGGAGAAGAUUCUAGAAGUGUGUCGAAAGGUAUUGAGGGAUUCAGGUUUUAAGUUUAUGAAUGAUUGGGCUUCUGUUAUUUCAGGAUCUGAUGAGGGUUUGUAUGCCUGGGUUAUUGCUAAUUAUGCCCUUGGUACUCUUGGUAGUGAUCCUCUGCAAACAACUGGGAUAAUUGAACUUGGUGGCGCAUCUGCGCAGGUGACUUUUGUUUCUGACGAGCCUAUGCCCCAAGAAUAUUCUCGGACAAUUAAAUUCAGAAACUUUACCUACAAGAUCUACAGUCAUAGCUUGCUUCAAUUUGGUCAGAACGUUGCAUUUGACUUACUCCUGGAGUCCCUUGUCGCGAGCAGCCAAGAUCAAGCUGCUCAAAGUGUUAAGCUGAUGGAUCCUUGUUCUCCUAGAGGAUAUACACACAACCUAAGGUCAUUGAAGCUCUCCCCCAGUAGUUUUGCAGAUAAGAAUAAGUUCCUAUCUGCUCUGUAUCCCAGCGGCAACUUCUCAGAGUGCAGGUCUGCGUCAUUAUCACUUUUGCAGAAAGGCAAAGAGAGUUGCCCUUAUAAAAGCUGCUACAUUGGGUCAACAUUUAUGCCAAAGCUCCAGGGGAAGUUUUUGGCUACAGAAAAUUUUUUCCAUACUUCUAAGUUUUUUGGUUUGCCCCCAAAAGCUUUUCUUUCUGAUCUUAUGGCUGCUGGGAAAAGUUUUUGUGAAGAGGACUGGUCAAGGUUGAAAAGCAAGUACCACUCUCUUCAAGAGCAGGAUUUGCAUCGUUAUUGCUUCUCUUCAGCGUAUAUAUUGGCACUACUUCAUGAUAGUCUUGGAAUUGGUUUGGAUGAUGAUAGGAUUGGAUAUGCUAAUCAAGUUGAAAAUAUUCCACUUGAUUGGGCAUUGGGAGCAUUCAUCUUGCAGAGCACGGCUGAGUUGGACAAAGAGCAUUCCGGCUGGUUUGCAAAUAUGUUCAGUGAGGACUCUCUUAUUUUGCUUCUCUUCUUUGCCUUUUUCAUUUUGGUGAUGUUCACAGCAUGGUAUGUGUCAAAGUGGAGAAAGCCACAAUUGAAGACUGUGUAUGAUCUAGAGAAAGGAAAGUACAUAGUCACACGUGUUGGAAGAUGUUCAUAGAUUGUUUUAUAGGAUGGGAAGCCAUUUUCCUGCAUCUGUGGAUAAGGCGAAAGGACCAAAGUGGAUCAGCUGCCUCUGCCAAGAAUCUCUGUACACUUUGUUGCUUGGUACCCCAAGUAAAAGAUGCUAUUCUUCGUCGAAGUGAGAUCAAUCGUAUGGACCGUUGAAAUGAGGUUGACAACCCAAGUAGUCCGUCUCUGUUUAUGGUCAUGAACAGUUACCAGGAAAGCUUCCAUUGAAAAUAUUAUUAGAUGGUGUGAGGAAGCAGAGACUAGAAUUUAGAAAAGCUGGUCUCUUUUGGUAGCAAGGAUAUUGUACCAUUUACACAAUAGUCAUAAAUACACGAUUCCUUUACCAA
Molecule: messenger RNA, 2304 nt
Organism: Nicotiana tabacum (common tobacco)
Lineage: Eukaryota; Viridiplantae; Streptophyta; Magnoliopsida; Solanales; Solanaceae
Product: putative apyrase 6
Biological process (GO): nucleoside diphosphate catabolic process
Cellular component (GO): membrane
Molecular function (GO): nucleoside diphosphate phosphatase activity
Source: RefSeq, a predicted model, not a curated record